GUAGCCAGCCGCCGUCGCCUGCGCGCUCAGGCCUCUGGAAUUAGUAGUUUUAGCCUCGUGGAUGUGGGCCUGAAUCGGAUGGCCUGGAACUCGCCUUCCCGGCGACCUGUUUGGCAGGGCGGGGCGCCUCGCGAAGAUGGUGGCGCGCGCGGCGUGUGGUUCCCGUCGUCUAGCCAAGUCUCAGCGCAGCGCACCGGCCGGCGUCUCGCUGGCCUGGAGCCCACACCCCCCGGGUCCCUGACCCCGCGCCCCCCGCGCCCGGUUCCCGGCAUGCCUCGCGCCCGUAAGGGCAACACGCUCCGGAAGGGUGGUCAGCGCCGUGGAGGAGGUGCCCGGAGCAGUGUCCAAGCUGACUCGGGUUCCAGUGAUGAUGAGGCAGCCAGUGAGGCCCGCAGCACUGCCAGUGAAUGCCCUAGCCUUCUCAGCACCACUGCAGAGGACAGCCUUGGGGGGGAUGUCGUGGAUGAGCAGGGCCAGCAGGAAGACCUUGAGGAAAAGCUGAAGGAGUAUGUGGACUGCCUCACAGACAAGAGUGCCAAGACCCGGCAGGGUGCUCUCGAGAGCCUGCGCCUGGCCCUGGCGUCCCGCCUACUCCCCGACUUCUUGCUGGAACGCCGCCUCACACUAGCCGAUGCCCUGGAAAAGUGCCUCAAGAAAGGGAAGGGCGAGGAACAAGCCCUGGCUGCUGCUGUGCUAGGCCUGCUCUGCGUGCAGCUGGGCCCUGGACCUAAGGGUGAGGAGCUGUUCCACAGCCUGCAGCCUCUACUGGUCUCUGUGCUCAGUGACAGCACAGCUAGCCCUGCUGCCCGGCUCCACUGUGCUUCUGCCCUUGGCCUGGGCUGCUACGUGGCUGCCGCCGACAUCCAGGACCUGGUCUCUUGCCUUGCCUGCUUAGAAAGUGUUUUCAGCCGGUUCUAUGGCUUGGGCAGCUCCACAAGUCCUGUGGUUCCUGCCAGCCUGCACGGCCUGCUCUGUGCUGCCCUGCAGGCCUGGGCAUUGCUGCUCACCAUCUGCCCCAGCACCCAAAUCAGCCACAUCCUUGACAGGCAGCUGCCCCGGCUGCCCCAGCUCUUGUCCAGUGAAAGUGUGAACCUGCGGAUCGCUGCCGGUGAAACCAUUGCACUGCUCUUUGAGCUUGCCCGGGACCUUGAGGAGGAGUUUGUUUAUGAGGACAUGGAGGCCCUCUGCAGUGUCCUGCGCACUCUGGCCACUGACAGUAACAAGUACCGUGCCAAGGCCGAUCGUCGGCGCCAGCGCUCUACUUUCCGUGCCGUGCUGCACUCCGUGGAGGGCGGUGAAUGCGAAGAAGAGAUAGUGCGCUUCGGCUUUGAGGUGCUCUACAUGGACAGCUGGGCUCGGCACCGGAUCUACGCUGCCUUCAAGGAAGUGCUGGGUUCGGGCAUACACCACCACCUCCAGGUGUGGGGACGGACAGGGAGGGGACACCUGGUGUGGCUGCUUCAGUCUGGCCUGAGCUCACUGCCCUCUGCCCCCCAGAACAAUGAGCUACUCCGUGAUAUCUUUGGCCUGGGCCCUGUGCUGUUGCUGGAUGCCACUGCCCUGAAGGCCUGCAAGGUUCCACGCUUCGAGAAGCACCUGUACAAUGCUGCCGCCUUCAAAGCCCGGACCAAGGCUCGAAGCCGUGUGCGGGACAAGCGGGCAGACAUCCUGUGAAGCAGGACCUGCUGAAGAGGAGACUUUCUGUGCCCUUGGUCCGUAUUUCUAACAGAAGACAGUGCAACAGCUGGUCUCCACCAGUAUUUGUCACUUUAUUUUUUUAAUGACAAAACCAAAAACAGACAUGGGGUGGGUAGCUGGGGGCCCGGACACUUGGGACCCUGGCCCCUUUGUCCCUGCACUCAGCCCUGUGGCCUCUUCCUGUCCUGUCUCAGGCCAGGCUAAAUAUGUGCCUGCCUCAGGGCUGUGGGGCAGGCACUAGGGGGUCUUUCCCUUCCUUUCCUUUCUCAGGCCUUGCUCCCCGAGGAUGACCCACUCUUAGGGGGGUGGUGGCAUCUGGACAAAUGCCACCAUAGCAGGUGGGGAGGCAAAGCUACCUGGAAUGGAUUUGUGUGCUGAUUUUUAAAGAUUAUUACAGAUAAUUAAACAGAACGGUCAGCCUUCUGUGGUCUUAA
Molecule: messenger RNA, 2132 nt
Organism: Nomascus leucogenys (northern white-cheeked gibbon)
Lineage: Eukaryota; Metazoa; Chordata; Mammalia; Primates; Hylobatidae
Gene: IFRD2
Product: interferon related developmental regulator 2
Exons: 11
Coding region: 79-1674 (531 amino acids)
Source: RefSeq, a predicted model, not a curated record